GCUUCAUCCUCGGCAACGCCACGGAACGGAAAACACUCCGUUCCGCUCCGAUUGAGAGUGGGUACAACUCUACGCCACCUCCGCAUUUCUCAAUGUUGUCUAUGCACUCCGUUUUCCGUUCCAUCAGCGAUUCCGAGCCAUGUCAUCCGAUUCACCUAUCGAGGAAAUGCAUACGCGUGCUGCCAAGCGCACGAGGCUGAGUCGCGCGUGUGACCGUUGCCGGCAGCGCAAGAUUCGAUGCGAUGAGCAACAGCCGCGGUGUGGACCUUGUCGUGUGGCUCAAUAUGAUGAUUGCGUCACCACGCAUCCGAAAAAGACAGGUCUUGCUCCUCCAGAGCGUCGUCGUGCCGGUCAACAGCAGAAAAGCGAAGUGUCUACAUAUGGCGACGUUUCGACUCUGACAGCCCGAAUUGACCGUAUGGAGAGCAUGCUGGAGAGACUUAUCAGUGGAAUGGGAUCGUCUGCACAAGCUUCGAACGGCUCGCAUCGUCCGGAGAUGGGGAAACCCUUAGCAGCAGUGGGUUCGGGAGGAGGGGCAUCGCCACCAGCACUCGCUCUUGAAGAUUCUGUGCAGCCGGGGGAAGAGGUUGACCAGUUAUGGGACCAUGACCGAGAGAGCGACGAGGCCGAAUGGCCCCGAAUGGUGAACGAUGAGAGUUCAGUCAUGGGUUUCACUCGAACCACCAAAGAAUUCGAAGAAGUCACAAUGGAUCUCAGCUUUCCCCGCGAUGGUCAACGUACUUCCGACAGCAUCGCAGCCAUGGGACCGCCCAAUCCUGCCUCGCUAACGUGGCCGACUGCACCCAUCAUGCACGAUCUCCUCCACUUGUAUCUCACGUAUCAUCACCAAUUCUUCCCGAUCACUCCUCGUACAGUCUUGCUUUCACUUUCGUCGACUCAUAAGGAUCAACAUUCCUAUGCCGAGGUCAUGCAGCUCAGCAUCGCACUCGCGAUUGGCGCUUCCCGAAGUUCAUCUCCAGAGCUGGAAUCGCGGCUGUUCGACCAAGCCUGGUCAAUGAUAGGCGGCAUCAUCGCUCAACCUAGCUUGUCCGGCAUCCGAGCUCUCACGAUGACAAUAAUUCUCCUGCUGUCCAGACAGAAACCUGGCUUGGCAUGGUCACUCGCUGGCACAGCGAUCCGGAUGGCUCAAGGCUGCGGUUUGCACAAACAAGCUUCAAAAGUGAAGGACACUUUCCUUUGGUGGGUCCUGUACUGCCUCGAUCGUUGUCUCGCCUUCGUUUGCGGACGACCUUUUGCGUUCAUCGAACAGAGUUUGGACAUACCCUCGCUGCCGAACACCGACACGUGGUCUUCGUUUGUCAAGCUCGCUAAUAUUCUCUCUGCCCUAAGAACUGAGGUAUUUGAGACGAAUUUGUUGGGACGCAGCAACACCGGCGAAGCGAUUAAUCUGAUCGCCAAGUUCGAUGCCGAGCUACGACAGUGGACAAUGAUCGUCGAAGGAGCGGGAAGAAGCGGUGGUGGACUCCUGAAAUCACCUUCUGUCCGAGGUGGUCCAGAAAUCUUGAUGGUUUUGGCGUAUCAUCACGCCACGAUCAUGCUCCACAGCGUCGGAUUGUUCAUCAGUGAUACCAGCUCACGGAUGUCUGCCCUGGGUUUUGGCCGAAUCCCUUGCGUAGAGAGCGCGAGGGCCAUUUUGAGGAUCCUCGACAACCUGCUGCAAAUCCCUCUCGAGCGUCGACCCCCAAUUUCCCUCGCAUAUCCUUUAACUGGGACGUAUAUUAUCGCCCUCCGACUUCUCACCAGCCCGAUUGAUCCCAGCACGUUCGAUGACUUUCAGAUGCUGAAAAGGGGUUGUGAGGCUUGUCAGCAGGAGUACGGCAGAUACGGUUACACCGACUACGUCAAGCAGUUCCCCCUCAUCGUGAACCUCGUGUCACGGCGAUUACUCCAGUCCGAUCAACUAUCCAACACCUCUACCGCCCUCCCGGAUAUGAACGGCUCUCAAAGACAGGCUCAACUCAACACGAACUGGAUGCCAUCCUUGACAUCCGAUAACGCCCUCGGCUUUGAGCCUGACGACAAUCUGUGGCAGAUGUUCACCCAACAAGCCUCUUCCGUCCUGCCCUGGUCAUUCGAUAUGGAGCAAACGGAUUAGGAUAUGUUUUCCUCACUCUUCGGUGCUGCUUCUUCUUCCAAUUAAUUAAUUAGUUGCAAACACCCGGCGAUGGGCUUCAAGGAAACAUGGCUGAUGGACGGGAGUUCACCCAGCAGCCACCGAGUUAGUAUGGACGAGUAUUCUUCGAGCGAUCUUUGUGUGUACCGAUUAAUUAGACGUGGCUUCCACGAUAGUGCUGAUUCUAUGCGACAUAAAGCACCGCACAUCAUCGCCGUGUUUAAGCCAUAAUUACCCUUGGUUUCUGGCUAAGGCCACGCCGGUUGGUGUUCCGGUCACAAUGAUGGUAAUUACCAGUAGGCAGUGUGUCAAACUGAAAUGUGUGAGGCAGCAGACUUGGCAGAAGGUAACCCGCCG
Messenger RNA from Phialemonium atrogriseum, 2491 nucleotides. RefSeq lists its product as uncharacterized. Bases 140 to 2116 code for a protein of 658 amino acids. Gene Ontology annotation, molecular function: DNA-binding transcription factor activity, RNA polymerase II-specific; RNA polymerase II cis-regulatory region sequence-specific DNA binding; zinc ion binding. The transcript is spliced from 5 exons. Gene Ontology annotation, cellular component: nucleus. Lineage: Eukaryota; Fungi; Ascomycota; Sordariomycetes; Cephalothecales; Cephalothecaceae. The record is from RefSeq and is a predicted model, not a curated record. Gene Ontology annotation, biological process: DNA-templated transcription; positive regulation of transcription from RNA polymerase II promoter by galactose.